Cynocephalus volans (Philippine flying lemur) is the source of this 1629-nucleotide messenger RNA. RefSeq names its product solute carrier family 1 member 3 (gene SLC1A3). Gene Ontology annotation, cellular component: plasma membrane. Gene Ontology annotation, biological process: L-aspartate import across plasma membrane; L-glutamate import across plasma membrane; D-aspartate import across plasma membrane. Bases 1 to 1629 code for a protein of 542 amino acids. The transcript is spliced from 9 exons. The record is from RefSeq and is a predicted model, not a curated record. Gene Ontology annotation, molecular function: L-glutamate transmembrane transporter activity; neutral L-amino acid transmembrane transporter activity; glutamate:sodium symporter activity. Lineage: Eukaryota; Metazoa; Chordata; Mammalia; Dermoptera; Cynocephalidae.
AUGACUAAAAGCAAUGGAGAAGAGCCCAAGAUUGGGGGCAGGAUGGAAAGAUUCCAGCAAGGAGUCCGUAAACGCACACUCUUGGCCAAGAAGAAAGUGCAGAACAUCACGAAGGAGGAUGUUAAAAGUUACCUGUUUCGGAAUGCUUUUGUGCUGCUCACUGUCACCGCUGUCAUUGUGGGUACAAUCCUUGGAUUUACCCUCCGACCAUACAAAAUGAGCUACCGGGAAAUCAAAUACUUCUCCUUUCCCGGGGAACUUCUGAUGAGGAUGUUGCAGAUGCUGGUCUUACCACUGAUCAUCUCCAGUCUUGUCACAGGAAUGGCGGCCCUAGAUAGUAAGGCAUCAGGGAAGAUGGGAAUGCGAGCUGUGGUCUAUUACAUGACUACCACCAUCAUUGCCGUGGUGAUUGGCAUAAUUGUUGUCAUCAUCAUCCAUCCUGGAAAGGGCACAAAAGAAAACAUGCACAGAGAAGGCAAUAUUGUACGAGUGACAGCUGCAGAUGCCUUCCUGGACUUGAUCAGAAACAUGUUCCCUCCAAAUCUGGUGGAAGCCUGCUUUAAACAGUUUAAAACCAACUAUGAGAAGAGAAGCUUUAAAGUGCCCAUCCAGGCCAAUGAAACAUUCGUGGGUGCUGUGAUCAACAAUGUAUCAGAGGCCAUGGAGACUCUCACCCGAAUCACAGAGGAGCUGGUCCCCGUUGCAGGUUCCGUGAAUGGGAUCAAUGCCCUGGGACUAGUGGUCUUCUCCAUGUGCUUCGGUUUUGUGAUUGGAAACAUGAAGGAGCAGGGGCAAGCCCUGAAAGAGUUCUUUGAUUCCCUUAAUGAAGCCAUCAUGAGAUUGGUAGCAGUGAUAAUGUGGUACGCCCCUGUGGGCAUCCUCUUCCUGAUCGCGGGGAAGAUUGUCGAGAUGGAAGACAUGGGGGUGAUUGGGGGGCAGCUUGCCAUGUACACGGUGACGGUCAUUGUUGGCUUGCUCAUUCACGCCGUCAUUGUCCUGCCCCUUCUCUACUUCCUGGUAACGCGGAAGAACCCUUGGGUUUUUAUUGGAGGGUUGCUGCAAGCGCUGGUCACAGCUCUGGGGACCUCUUCCAGUUCUGCCACCCUACCCAUCACCUUCAAGUGCCUGGAAGAAAACAAUGGUGUGGACAAACGUGUCACCAGAUUCGUGCUUCCCGUAGGAGCCACUAUUAACAUGGAUGGAACCGCUCUCUAUGAGGCUUUGGCUGCCAUUUUCAUUGCUCAAGUUAAUAACUUUGAACUGAACUUUGGACAGAUUAUUACAAUCAGCAUCACAGCCACGGCUGCCAGUAUUGGGGCAGCUGGGAUUCCUCAGGCGGGCUUGGUCACCAUGGUCAUUGUGCUGACAUCUGUGGGCUUACCCACUGACGACAUCACACUCAUCAUUGCAGUGGACUGGUUCCUGGACCGCCUACGAACCACCACCAAUGUGCUGGGAGACUCUCUCGGCGCCGGGAUAGUUGAGCACUUGUCACGACAUGAACUGAAGAACCGAGAUGUUGAAAUGGGUAACUCAGUGAUUGAAGAGAAUGAAAUGAGGAAACCCUAUCAGCUGAUUGCCCAGGACAGUGAAACUGACAAGCCCAUCGACAGUGAAACCAAGAUGUAG